Messenger RNA from Suillus plorans, 1092 nucleotides. RefSeq lists its product as uncharacterized. The transcript has 13 exons. Bases 1 to 1092 code for a protein of 363 amino acids. Lineage: Eukaryota; Fungi; Basidiomycota; Agaricomycetes; Boletales; Suillaceae. The record is from RefSeq and is a predicted model, not a curated record.
AUGCUUUUCUUUCAGUGCAUUGGUGCAAUUCGCUCAGAACGCAUUGCCGGGCAGAGCUCCACUGGAGCCGCCGACAUUGAUCAAGUUCAUAAGCAAGCCAAAGAGUACAGUGGUACAUUGGCUAUUCUGAAUAAGUUCCCACCAACUCAUUUCACUCUUGAGAGCUGGACUUCAGCUCUUUCCCCAACUCGAACCCAGCGAAGGGAUAGCCAGAUGUGCUCGUCAUCGCGGGUGACUCCCUUGCCUCUGAAGUCUGCGUGCUCGCCUCCCGUAUUCCCCUUCUUCCGCAAUGCAGGCUCCCCAGCUCCUGCCUUCUUACGCACGCUUCACCCUCUACUACCACCGCUUCAUGCAAAUUCUUUCGAGCUGUUAGAUUCCGAAUUAGAGAAAGUCGACUCUUUUUAUUCCGAACGAGAGAAGGAAAUGCGAGACCGCGGCAGGCUGCUCAAAGAGCAUCUUAAUGAACUUGGGCAACGUCGCAAGAAGUACUACGCCAGUCUACUGUUCAGCAACAUCCUCCGGGGUCAUUCGCGACGGUGGCUUAUCAAGAGCGCUGCAAGACUAGGUGUUAGCGGUUUGUGGGGCGCGUCGGAAUUUCUGGCUCAGACGUUUAGUUUGAUGCCAAGAGGCGCAGUCCUUUAUUCUGCAUAUGACCCUACGCUUCAAAAAGCGCGGUCGACUUGUGGAGCGCGAGUGAAUUGGGGCUCUUACUUUGCACUGGCUACGCUACCGUUCCUAGGCCUGCAAGUACGGGAUGGGUAUAGUGUACUACUUCUGUUAAGUAUUACCUUUGGAGACGCGACGCUGUCUAUUCACUAUGUGGGCGUGCAUGGGACUUCGCAAUGGAUUGGUCUAUCCGAGUCUGCAAACCCCGCGCUAAACAUCCAAUAUCCCCUCCUCAGGCGAGGCUUGGUGCACACAUCGCAGAUUCCGCUGCACUAUGUUGCUCUGACGAAUUAUGAUUCAAAUACUGCAUCAUGUCUCGUUUCACUCCUCUCAAAAACGUGCCUAGGGCCCGAACCUUCAUCCAACUCAAACGUGCUCGCCAAUGCACCGUCCGUGGUAGGCGUGCUUUACAAGCUUCUGGCAUAG